Messenger RNA from Cannabis sativa, 1065 nucleotides. RefSeq lists its product as uncharacterized. The transcript has 4 exons. The coding region runs from base 1 to 1065 and encodes 354 amino acids. The record is from RefSeq and is a predicted model, not a curated record. NCBI's taxonomy places the organism in Eukaryota, Viridiplantae, Streptophyta, Magnoliopsida, Rosales, Cannabaceae.
AUGGAUAGAAGAACAUUUACUGUUUUAUGUCAUCACCUCAAAACCACUGGAGGAUUGAAGGGGAGUAAAAAUGUGGAUGUUGAAGAAAUGGUAGUAAUUUUUUUACAUAUAAUAGCUCACGAUAUUAAAAAUAGAAUUGUGAGACGUCAAUUCACACGUUCUGGUGAAACUGUUAGUAGAGAUUUCAAUAUGGUGUUAAAUGCUUUGUUACGUCUUCAUGGUGUAUUGCUAAAAAAACUUGUGGCAAUUCGUGAUGAUUGCACUGAUGAAAGGGUGAAAUGGUUUAAGAAUUGUCUAGGGGCUCUAGAUGGGACAUAUAUUAAAGAUAAUGUCUUAGCUUUAGAUAGGCCUAGAUAUCAAACCAGGUUGAACGAAAUUGCUACUAAUGUAUUAGGAGUAGUUUCACAAGAUAUGCAAUUUAUUUAUGUUUUGCCUGGAUGGGAGGGUUCAGCUGCUGACUCUAGAGUUUUACGAGAUGCUAUAAACAGGAACGGAUUUAAAGUUCCACAAGGAUAUUAUUACUUAUGUGAUGUUGGGUAUCCUAAUGGUGAAGGUUUCUUGACACCUUAUAGAGGACAGCGUUAUCAUUUAAAUGAUUGGACACACCCUCCAAAUAGUUCUCAACAAUUUUUUAACAUGAGACAUUCAUCUGCUAGGAAUGUAGUUGAAAGAGCAUUUGGGUUGUUGAAGGGAAGAUGGGCAAUUCUUAGAGGUCGAUCAUACUAUCUUGUAAAAAUUCAAUGUCGCAUCAUUCUAGCUUGUUGUCUUCUUCACAACUUGAUUAGAAGAGAAAUGCAUAUGAACCCUUUAGAGCACACAGAUCGUGAUAAUGGCAAUGAUAGUGACGAAGAUGCAUCAUUAAAGAUUUGGCAUCAUCAAUAUGUUUUGAUGAAUCACAAAAUCCCAGAGACGGAUGAAGACUGCCAGGAAUUUGGUCACUUUCCCGAGAGUUGCUUGCUUUUGAUAUCUCUGUUGCACGCUGUACAGCAAACUAUGAUAAGUAUGGUAUACCCUACUUUAAAAUUUGAAGAUUUGAACAAUAAAACUAUUUCAAGGAUAACAUGA